AUGGUUCAGACCAAGGAUCAAAAGGAUGGCGGAACAUCCCCAGAAAGGCCGCAGGUCGCCUUCCUAGGCCCUCCGUCCUCCUUCACACACCAGGCCACCAAGUCAGCCUUCUCAGAAGAUGACCACACCCUCACCCCUGUGGCCACGAUAAAGGACGUCUUCGACGCCGUGGCCGCCGGCGCCGCGGACUACGGCGUCGUGCCCUUUGAGAACUCGACACACGGCGUUGUCACCUUCACGCUGGGCCACCUGGCCGACCGCGGGGGCGACUACGGGACCCUGAGCGUUUGUGGCGAGGUGUACAUCGACGUGCACCACUUCCUGCUCGGCCGCGCGCGGAGGGGUACGACGGAUCAUCAGCAGCAGGGGGACACCGCCACCCCUGCCGACUCGGGAGCACCACCAGCAGCAACGGCGGGGGGCAAGCCCCUGUACGACCUGUCACACAUCCGACGCGUCUACAGCCACCCACAGGCGUUCGGGCAGACGCAGGCCUUCCUGUCCGCCCACCUGCCACCCGGCGUCGAGACUAUCGACGUCAGCUCGACGAGCAAGGCGGCCGAGAUGGCCGGGGCCGACUCCUCGGGCGAGACGGCCGCCAUCUCCAACGAGAGCGCGGCGGCGGCGUUCGGGCUCGACGUGCUGGCGCGGUGCAUCGAGGACCGGGACGACAACACGACGCGGUUCUUUGUGCUGCGGCGCGGGAGGGCUGGUGCCGGCGAGGGGGAGGGCAAGGAGGGAUGGGCAGUGGCGGCAGAGGCACAGGCCAAAGGCCGCAAGAGCCUCGUCUCGUUCACGGUGCCGCACCGGGCCCCCGGGGCGCUGGCCGCGGUCCUGGACGUGUUUAGGAAGGUCGGGCUGAACCUGACGAGCAUCAACAGCCUGCCCAGCCUGAUCCAGCCCUUCCAGUACCUUUUCCUCGUCGAGUUUGACGGCAGCAGGUAUCACGACCCGGAGGGCAAGGUGGAGGCGGCGCUGGGCGAGGUGGCCAAGGUGGCCGAGAGCUCAAGGUGGUUGGGGAGCUGGGAGAACCGACGGUAG
Molecule: messenger RNA, 1041 nt
Organism: Diaporthe citri
Lineage: Eukaryota; Fungi; Ascomycota; Sordariomycetes; Diaporthales; Diaporthaceae
Exons: 2
Coding region: 1-1041 (346 amino acids)
Biological process (GO): L-phenylalanine biosynthetic process
Cellular component (GO): cytoplasm
Molecular function (GO): prephenate dehydratase activity; chorismate mutase activity
Source: RefSeq, a predicted model, not a curated record